This is a messenger RNA of Canariomyces notabilis, 822 nucleotides long. RefSeq lists its product as uncharacterized. The record is from RefSeq and is a predicted model, not a curated record. NCBI's taxonomy places the organism in Eukaryota, Fungi, Ascomycota, Sordariomycetes, Sordariales, Chaetomiaceae. Bases 1 to 822 code for a protein of 273 amino acids. The transcript has a single exon.
AUGUCCGCCAUUCAGCUUUCAUUCUCCCUCCGUGUCUCCUCUGGCGUCAAGACCGUCCACCUUCUCGGUUCCUGGGACAACUACUGCGGCCAGCUUCCGCUUUCAAAGGACAAGACAGCUUCGAAGCCCGGCACGUGGAAGGGCACCUUCCGCUUCCAACCCACCACGCUCGAGGCCGGCCAACGCUACUGGUACUACUACAUCAUCGACGGGUACCACGCGGCGCACAACCCCAGCCAGGACUCGACUGUUGAGCCCACCACUGGCCGAACGCUAAACAUCCUUGAUGUCCCCAAGUCCAAGUCUUCCUCUUCCUCCAAGUCAUCGUCUCGCAAGUCGACCUCAUCAUCCAAGAGCCGGUCAAGCUUGACCGUCGACGUCGCCAAGGGUCGCCCAUUGUCCGUGUCUCAAAUCAAGGCCCCCAAGCCCAUGUCGCCUCAUGCCACGCGCCAUAUCCUCGACGGUGACUUUGACGAGAACGAACUCAGCAGUCGCUUUGCUGCCACCGGCAUCUAUGACGAGUACGACGACUAUAUCGAGGAUGUCAUCACCGACUUUGGUUCUCGCGGUUCCCCUGUUUCGUCCGUCUCCUCGCUCUCGUACAGCUCCGACGGCUCGGGCUUGUCCGGUUAUAGCACUCCGGCGUCGGACUGCUCAUCAUGCACCUGCGAGCGCUAUGGCAUCACGCGCAAGGGCGAGCGUGUACGCAUCGACUGCGGAGGCACCCGAUGCUCGUACGAAGAGUCUUGCUCCUCAUCCGAAGAUGAGGCUGCCUAUGUUGAGCGCAGCUCCCGCCGCCACGGCAUCGUCGUGCGCCACUAG